AAAACAUUUAAUCAACACAGGAGUUGAACAAAAAAUAAAUACAUUUUGACAACAAAAUUGUUUAAUUCAUAUAAACUAUUUACUUAUUGAAUUACCAGAAAACAGGCUGUAUCGAGAUAUGGAAGUACAAGGAUAAACAAGUUUUAUGUCCGUUGUUUAUGAACUUUUUGCAUUAGGACAUAUGGCUCUCAUUCUUGACCUUUUAAAGACAUGACAGAGUCACACGUGAUCAUGCUUUGGCCUCUUAUGAAUGCCCACUUUUUAUUUUUUAUGUUUGAAAGGUUGACAUUUUCAGCAGCUUCUAAAUUUGAUCCUUGUUCGUGUGUAUGUAUGUGUGUUGUGUUCUACAUAUAUAGCCUCUGUGACUGUGCAGAAACAUGACACCCCCUUUGGCUGUUUGGCAUUUGGCAACUAAGAGGGCGAGUGUUAACAUAUUUGUGUGCGUGCAUGCGUGCUGUGCGCGCGCGAGGGAGGGAAGAAGGCAAUGAUAGAGGUGUAAGCAACAUAAGGACUCCUGAAGACAUCAGUGAAGAGUGUUCAGAGCCAGGAGGCACAGUUCUUCUCCGUAAGCCAUCUGAUAGAGUGUGCAAGGCGGGGAGAAGGAGCCAGACAGAACCAGAAGCUUGGAUCUAAACCCUGGGGAGUGGGUUGGGAGGGGGGCGUGGGGUGCUAGAGGAAGGAGGAAGAGUGAUGGUUGGAGCUCCAUCACUUCUAAAUCCAGCUUAAAGCACCAUUUUAAAAGGCAAAAGAAAGAAAUAGAAAGAGUUUGGAAGGGAACUGACAAGAAAGAAAAUGAGACAGAGAGAGAACAGGGAACUAGAACUUCAAAACGAGGUCACCGUUUAAGAUACUCAGAGAGUUUCAGAGAGACACGGUGCAGGAUGGACGAAGACGAGUACGAGAACGGCCUGAACGCGCUGCAUCUGGCGGCGAAGGAGGGACACAUGGACUUAGUGGAGGAGCUGUUGGAGAGAGGAGCGGCCGUCAACUCUCCCACCAAGAAAGGAAACACUGCCCUCCAUAUCGCCUCACUGGCUGGACAAAGUGAAGUAGUCCAACUACUGGUGAAGAGAGGAGCCGACGUCAACUUUCAGUCACAAAAUGGCUUCACGCCGCUCUACAUGGCCGCCCAGGAGAAUCACCUGGAGGCGGUGCGAUACAUGUUGGAAAAUGAUGGGAACCAAAGCAUUGCAACGGAGGACGGCUUCACUCCGCUGGCCAUCGCCCUCCAGCAGGGCCACAACUCAGUGGUCUCCCUGCUGCUGGAGCACGACACCAAGGGCAAAGUCCGCCUGCCGGCGCUGCACAUCGCCGCCCGCAAAGACGACACCAAGUCGGCGGCGCUGCUGCUCCAGAACGACCACAACGCCGAUGUCCAGUCUAAAAGUGGGUUCACCCCUCUGCACAUCGCGGCUCACUAUGGCAACGUGAACGUCUCCACCCUACUGCUGAACAGAGGGGCCGCUGUGGACUUCAUGGCCAGGAAUGGGAUAACGCCUCUCCAUGUGGCCUCCAAGAGAGGCAACACCAACAUGGUGGCCCUGCUGUUGGACCGAGGGGGUCAGAUAGAUGCCAAAACCAGGGACGGGCUGACCCCCCUGCACUGUGCAGCCAGAAGUGGCCACGACCCAGCACUGGAGAUUCUGCUGGAUAGAGGAGCUCCCAUCUUAGCCAGAACCAAGAACGGACUGUCGCCGCUGCACAUGUCGGCCCAGGGAGACCACGUCGAGUGCUUGAAGUUCCUGCUGCAGCACAAGGCCCCGGUCGAUGACGUCACACUGGACUACCUCACAGCGCUGCACGUCGCGGCUCACUGCGGCCACUACCGAGUCACCAAGCUCCUGCUGGACAAGAAGGCCAAUCCCAACAUCAGAGCUCUGAACGGUUUCACUCCUCUCCACAUCGCUUGCAAGAAGAACAGGGUGAAGGUGAUGGAACUGUUGGUCAAAUACGGAGCCUCCAUUCAGGCCAUUACUGAGUCUGGCCUGACGCCCAUCCACGUAGCCGCCUUCAUGGGCCACCUCAACAUCGUUUUGCUUCUGCUGCAGAACGGAGCGUCUCCUGACGUCCGUAACGUUCGGGGUGAGACAGCUCUCCACAUGGCAGCGCGAGCGGGACAGAUGGAAGUGGUUCGCUGUCUGCUGAGGAACGGAGCGUUGGUGGACGCCAUAGCCCGGGAGGACCAGACUCCCCUCCACAUAUCGUCCCGUUUGGGGAAAACCGAUAUUGUCCAGCUGCUGCUGCAGCACAUGGCUCACCCGGACGCCGCCACCACCAACGGCUACACUCCGCUCCACAUCUCAGCCCGGGAGGGCCAGUUGGAGACCGCCGCUGUGCUGCUGGAGGCCGGAGCCUCACACUCGCUGGCCACGAAGAAAGGAUUCACUCCAUUACAUGUAGCAGCGAAGUACGGAAGCCUCGAUGUAGCAAAACUCCUCCUUCAACGCAAAGCUCUCCCUGACGAUGCCGGCAAGAAUGGCCUGACUCCGCUGCAUGUGGCAGCUCAUUAUGACAACCAAGAAGUAGCUCUGCUGCUGCUGGAUAAAGGGGCGUCGCCUUAUGCCACUGCAAAGAACGGAUACACGCCUCUCCACAUUGCCGCCAAAAAGAACCAGAUGAACAUCGCCCUGUCGCUGAUGCAGUACGGAGCGGAGACCAACGUUCUGACCAAGCAGGGAGUCAGCCCUCUGCACCUGGCGGCCCAGGAAGGACACGCCGAGAUGGCCGGCCUGCUGCUGGGCAAGGGAGCUCACGCCAACAAGGCCACCAAGGCCGGACUGACGCCUCUGCAUCUCGCAGCCCAAGAAGACCGAGUCAGUGCAGCAGAAGUUCUGGCCAAACAUGACGCCAACCUGGAUCAGCAAACCAAGCUCGGAUAUACCCCUCUGAUAGUGGCCUGUCACUAUGGAAAUGCCAAGAUGGUGAACUUCCUGUUACAGCAAGGCGCCAGUGUCAACGCCAAAACCAAGAAUGGAUACACACCCCUUCACCAGGCAGCACAACAAGGGAAUACGCACAUCAUCAAUAUGUUGCUACAACAUGGCGCCAAGCCCAACGCUACGACAGUGAAUGGAAACACUGCCCUGUCCAUUGCCAGGCGUCUGGGCUACAUCUCUGUAGUGGAUACACUGAAAGUCGUCAGUGAGGAGGUCAUCACUACCACAACGACGGUCACAGAGAAACACAAGCUCAACGUUCCUGAGACCAUGACUGAGAUCCUUGAUGUGUCUGAUGAAGAAGCUUUGAGGCUGGAAGACGAGCCAUUAUCUGAGAUGUCUGUGGAGCUGGAAGGCGAGGACACCAUGACGGGUGACGGAGGGGAGUAUUUGAGAGCGGAGGAUCUCCGAGAGCUGGGAGACGACUCUUUGCCGGGACACUACCUGGACAGCUUCAGCUACAUGAGCCACAACCUAGACAGGUCGCAGCACACUUCCACUCACCAAAGCUUCUGUCAGAGAGAGGGAGUUCUCAUCGAAGACAUGCUUACAAGCCACCAGGUGUCGGCGCUGUCUAAAGAACACGAUAAGGACUCCUUCCGUCUGAGUUGGGGUGCUGAGCACCUUGAUAAUGUGGUGCUGUCCUCCAGCCUGCUGCAUUCUGGCCGUUCCUCUCCGUGCCUAGACCAUGACAACAGCAGCUUCCUGGUCAGCUUCAUGGUAGAUGCCAGGGGCGGGGCCAUGCGUGGUUGCCGUAACAACGGCCUGCGAAUCAUUGUGCCACCAAGAAAGUGUUCUGCACCGACGCGGGUGACAUGCAGGCUGGUGAAGAGGCACCGUCUGGCCUCCAUGCCCCCUAUGGUGGAAGGGGAGGGGCUGGCGGGUCGCAUCAUCGAAGUGGGACCCACUGGAGCCCAGUUCCUGGGUAAGCUCCACCUCCCCACAGCUCCGCCCCCUCUAAAUGAGGGCGAGAGCCUGGUCAGUCGCAUCCUGCAGCUGGGUCCUCCAGGAACCAAGUUCCUCGGGCCCGUCAUUGUGGAGAUCCCCCAUUUUGCAGCCCUGCGGGGAACAGAGAGAGAGCUGGUGAUCUUGAGGAGUGAGACAGGGGAGAGCUGGAGGGAACACCACUGUGACUUCACCGAAGAGGAACUGAACCAGACACUUAACGGCAUGGAUGAAAAGCUUGAUUCUCCCGAGGAGCUUGAAAAGAAAAGAAUAUGCCGCAUCAUCACCCGAGACUUCCCGCAGUAUUUUGCGGUGGUGUCGCGGAUAAAGCAGGACAGUCAUUUGAUUGGACCAGAGGGCGGGGUCCUCAGUAGCACUCUUGUGCCCCAGGUCCAGGCUGUCUUCCCCGAGGGAGCCCUCACCAAGAAGAUCCGAGUUGGGUUACAGGCUCAGCCCAUUGAUAUCGAGGUGGUGAGGAAGAUUCUUGGAAACAAAGCCACGUUCAGCUCAAUUGUCACAUUGGAGCCAAGAAGGAGGAAGUUCCACAAGCCAAUCACGAUGACGAUCCCUAUUCCCAAGAGCUCCAAUAGUGACGGGACAAGCGGAGUAUACAGCGGGGAGACCCCCACCCUACGUUUGCUUUGCAGCAUUACAGGUGGAACCACUCCCGCCCAGUGGGAGGACAUAACCGGCUCCACCCCUCUCACCUUUGUUAACCAAUGCGUGUCCUUCACCACAAACGUGUCGGCGAGGUUCUGGCUGAUAGACUGCAGACAGGUCCAGGAGUCUGUUAGUUUUGGCUCUCAGCUGUACAGAGAGAUCAUAUGUGUUCCAUACAUGGCCAAGUUUGUCAUCUUUGCCAAGACGCUGGACCCCAUCGAGGCCCGUCUGCGCUGCUUCUGCAUGACGGACGACAAGAUGGACAAGACACUGGAGCAGCAAGAGAACUUCACGGAAGUUGCCCGAAGCCGAGAUGUUGAGGUGCUGGAGGGAAAACCCAUAUUCGCUGACUGCUUUGGAAACCUGGUGCCUCUAACCAAGAGCGGCCAGCACCACGUCUUCAGCUUCUUUGCCUUCAAAGAGAACCGACUGGCCCUCUUCAUCAAAAUUAGAGACACAGCACAGGAGGCAUGUGGUCGCUUGUCCUUCACAAAGGAGCCGCGAACAUAUCGUACACUCAACCACAAUGCCAUCUGCAACCUUAACAUCACUCUCCCGACAUACUCAAAGGAGUCUGAUUCAGAUCAAGAUGCAGAUGAUGAGAGCGAGAGGAGUGACAAGAAAUUGGAUUGGCAGGAUGAUGCUGACAGGAAAGAGGAGACAUUGGCUAUUGUUGCAGAUCUUCUUGGCUUCAGCUGGACUGGGCUGGCAAGAGAACUGGAACUCAGUGAGGUUGAUAUCCAAUUAGUGAGAACAGAGAAUCCUAAUUCCCUCCAAGAGCAGAGCCAUGCCUUGCUGCAGCGCUGGGUUGAGCGGGAAGGGAAACAUGCCACAGAGGAAUGUCUAAUUAAGAGACUAACCAAGAUCAACCGCAUGGACAUCGUCCAUCUUAUUGAAACCCAGAUGAACAAGUCUGUUCAAGAGCAGACGUCUAGAACGUAUGCAGAGAUAGAGAAGACACUGGAUCACAGUGAAGUGUCAGUAGCCCUAUCUUCAGUGCAAGAUGAUGCAGACAGCCCCAGAGUUGUGAGAAGGGUUGAGUCAGACCGCAGACCACCCCCAGCUGUUUCUGAAGAGGAUCUCUCAGUUGCUUCCCUCCUUGAUACUCCUUCCUGGGCAGAGCCGGUUGGAUACACCCACUCAGAGAGCAUGCAUUGUGACCUGUUGGAGGAGCUCGAGAUACCACAUGAGUUGAACCCUAACCUGUGGACCUCUGAGGAUGUAAUUACAGAGGAAACUACAAGUUACGACAACUUGGAUGAGCAAGUAUCAACGGCAUCUUCCAGGACAAGUCUUUCAGAAUCUUCAAGACAAUCUUUUUUAAAUUUAGGACAGGGACAGUUUUAUCCAACCGUAACACCCUCCUUGACACAGGUUUCAAACACACUUUCCACUGAAAAACUGGAAUUACCAUUUCCAGGUACCUUCGACCUAAGUAAAACGCUAUCUGAAAUCACAUUGACCACUCAUGGAAGCUCACCACAGGAACAAGAUAAUGAGACGUCAUUCGCCAAACAAAGUGAAAAUUCUGACUUAGCUAAACCAAUCUCGGUGGACCCAAACUCACUCUGUCAAACAGCUCUAGAAAGCCCCGAUGACCAAGUCAUCACAUCCUCAGAGUCCACACCAACACCACCCAAGUCUGGAUCCCCUCAGCUGUUGUCAGAUCUGGAGGGGAUGGACGUUAAAUUUAGAACCGACACACCUGACCCACUUCAGUUAGAAUUGAGUGACGGAAGCUCUGAAGGUGAUCAUAGGUGUGAGUUUGAUGACCUUUCAUCUGAAGAUCAAUGCCAUACAGAAGAAAGUGAUAACCUAAGAGCCAACGUGUCACCUGCUAGACCGCUUGCUAAAGAUACUAACCACACAAAUGUAGCAGUCAUAGAACCUGCACAUUUCAGAGCAUCCUCCCCAGAAUCUGUGGCAUCUCAAAGUCAACAUAGGCCCCUCUCUCCUGAUUCACCUGUUCCUCAGUUCCAAUCUUCCCAAAUCGGUUAUAAUGUGGAACCGUCUAGGCACCAGUCCUUUACACCACAAUCAACAUGUUCAGGCCAGGAAGGUACUGACUUGUGUCUGGAAACCCAGUUUGAUACCAGACCAACGUCUCCGCAGUCAGCUUCAUCAGACGUUGAACUUGAUCAAUUAUUUAGUGACAAGGCAUUGUCCCCAGACUCCGUGUCUUCCGACUUUGACUUUUUGGCCCUUCAGGACAGGUUAGCAGACUCCAGAGCAUGCUCCCCAGAACCUGUGGUGUCAGUUGAGAACCAAUCUUUUUCUACGUGUGUGACAUUUAACCAGAUGAAGAUGUCAUUCCCCAAACAAAGUGAACAUUCAGACUUAGCUAAACCAAUCUCAGCGACCCCAAACUCACUCUGUCAAAUAGCUCAAGAAAGUCCCGAUGAACAAGUCAUCACGUCCACACCAACACCACCCAAGUCUGGGUCCCCUCAGUUUGACCAGCUGUUGUCAGAUCUGGAGGAAACGGACGUUAAAUUUAGAAUGAAGGCACCUGACCCACUUCUGUUAGAAUUCAGUGAUGGAAGCUCUGAAGUUGAUCAAAUGUGUGAGCUUGAUGACCUUUCAACUGAAGAUCAAUGCCAUACAAGUGUAACACCAAACAUUGAUCAUCUUAAGGAUAGUCCUUUAUCUCCCACUGAUUCCCUUUCAACUCCAGAAUGUCCCCAAAGAUUUUGUGAAGUGAUGGUAUCACGGCACUCCAGUUUUCCUGUGGACAUAUUCCAGUCCAGAACAUAUGGUGAAAAUGCAACCGAGAUACUUUCUUCAAUGUCAAUAGAAGCCAAGAGCCUGCCUGACAUACCGGAGGAACAUCUGGCAAAUCUCUGUGAGGAAGAUUCUCCAACUGAUAUUCUUCAAAGUCCAGAAAAAAAACUUGAAUCAGCUCUAUCAUUUCAAGACUCAAUGGGUGUGACAGGAGACAUAUCAACACAGAGUAUCGAAGAUAAACUUACACAUUUAUGGGAGGUAACUUUUGGUGAUACACUUCAGACUCAAGAUGUCUCUUCCCAGUCUCUUUCUGAAUUGACUCCGGAGACAGUUACAUCUGCAAGACAUUUUAGCUUUGAGGAACUGAUGGAUGCAUCCUCAAAUAAGGCUAGGCCAAGGACCAGUGGACAGCAUUCAGAAGAAUCUCUGACUCCAGUAGAGUCCGAGGGGUUUGCCUCUCACCCUACUCCCGUUGAACCCAAAGCAGAGGUGGCUUCCUCAACUUCUGAUGAGGAUUAUAGCAUCCCAUCUGGGCAUACCGAGAUCCCUUCUACCACAACCAUUGAUACCCACAUGCCCCAAGAAAAUGCAGAAGUUGUCCAUAGUGGUGCAGGCAGCUCAACCUUUGAAUACUCUGACCCAGAGCCUUUCUUUGACUGCAUACAGGCUGCAUCAGAUUUCUCAGAGACUGAGCCUGAUGAACCUGAGGCUAGUACUAGGUCAAAUGGAGAUCAGCACCAGGGUCAUCUCAGCCAUCUUAGAGUGCUAGAAAAAGGGAAUCAAAAAAUGCUGUUGUCCUCUGGAAGUGAAGAUUAUGAGGAUGCUCCUUUUGUCCACAAAGAGAAAGAAGGAUUAUUACAAUAUUCAGAAGCAUCAGAUGAAGAAUUCACCUUGUGUGAGGCUUCACAACUGCCCCCUGUCUGGAAAAGUGUGGCAUAUGAUGAUACAGUUAAAUCUCUGACACGGGAUAUCGUCGCAGAGCUCGGAUCAUUGUCAGAAAGUUCUGAUGAUGAAUUUUUGACCAUCAGAAUAGUUCGAAGAAGAGUUGUCAUACAGGCCGAUGAAAUGCCAGACCUCCCCACUCAGUCAGUGACGGAAGAAAAGUACAAGGAUGAAAAUGGACAUGUUGUUAUCAAAAAGAUUACACGUAAAGUAAUUCGGAGGUGUGUUUCCGAUGGAGUGGAGCGUGAAGAGGUGUCAUCAGAAGGAGUCCGUGUGGCGGGUGGAGACGGAUACUCUAAGGUGGUGAAGCGCACCGUACUGAAGAGUGAGGGAGACCACUCAGAGGUAACAUUUGCUGAAGGUGAGGGUUCCUCAGCAUCGAGUCAGGAGACAGCUGAAGGCUGUAGGGUCAGCCGCGUAGAAAGAACAAUAGUGGUGGAGGGUGAAAGAACACUGACCCUCCAGGGUGAUCCGUCUUUGGCCUCCGACCUCCCCUCUGCCCAAAAAGACUUCAAACAGGCACUAGGUUAUUUAAGUGGUUUUAGCAGAACAGAGCUCCCUCUUGUGGUAGAGAGAGAGACUGUCAAAGAAGAUGGAACUGUGGUCAGGAGGACCCACUUGCGUAAAGCUCGCACCCAUAGACGAACAGUGGUGAAGAGAGCAGGGCAGCGCAAACAGGUCCUUCUAGAGCAAGUGGACCACCCGGGAAAAGGGUCAACACCACGUGACCUCCAGCAGCAUCUCCACCAGCUCUUUCACCGCUACCACGAAGAAGAAAAAGACAACGAUGAGGAUGAGGAGGAGCAGAGAAAUGUGUAACACUCUCCUGCACUCCCUGGCUCUGCCCAUGCUAAAGACCCACAAUCCUAUGCAUUAGCCACAUGCAAUCCCAGUGUGCACCUCAAAGCCACCACUGUCUUCCCCUUUUGAAGCUUUUGUUCACGAUUUACUUUUCUGCCUCCUGGCUGGUGUGAUGCGUUCAGGAUUUUCUUUUUAUGUUCUGGUAUUGUUUCACUUGUUUUGUGAGCAAAGAAUGCUGUCCGUUGUUGUUUUCCCCGAUUCACGUCCCUUUCCAUUUCAGAAUAGUUUUUUUUUGUUUGUCUCAACGCUGUGGUGGAACAAAAGGCGAAUCAACUCACUCACAAACCUCCCGACGGUAAAGAACCCUUCACCUGCUGAACCGGCUGGGACUCGUCUCUGAGCAGCUGCUUGGAUUCAAAGACAAUAUCUUUGUCACACUGCACUGCCUCUCACAUAUUCCUUCUCACUCACUGUACUAGCCUCUCUCAAGAUGUUACACAGAGAAAACCAGACUGUAUAGACACUGAAUUGAACUGCUGCUGCUGCUGCUGUGUUUUGUGUGGGCUCUGUGUAAUCCGUCUUUGGGAGUUAUAUAUUAUCUAUAAUCUAGACAUUACGGACAUCAGUAGCCUAGGAAUUAACCAUCACUCAUGUGAAGUCGAGCAGGCAUGACUAAAUGAUCCUAGCUUUGACUGCUUUGUAGUUUCGAUACAUCGCCCCUCUGCCUCUCUUUUCCUUUCUUUGUGUCUUUCCCUCCACGUUAUUAAGUUUAUAUGUAUUUGCUUUUUUCUGUCCCUUUUUCUCUUUAACUGUUGCUCUUGACUCAUGAUGUAUGAAUGUUGAAUAUGUGAGUGAGGGUGUACUGUAAGAGUGAGUGUGAGCUAAAUACUGCAUUGUCAGCUGGCGUGAAGAGGGUAAUGUCAGAGUUAUUAUAAGCUGGUUUUAUGUUGUUGUUUUUUUAAGAUGUAUUGGUACAUUUUUCAUUUAGAUAGUGAAUUAGAUUUGAGUUUGCCAUGAGUGGAUAAGAUCAUCACAGAUGUUUUACAGCCACAAUCUGAUGAGACAUUAGCGGUCAGGAGAUCAGGUGUUUCUGCUUUAUUAAUUGUUAAACCUUAUCCGUUUAUCUUUUGAGUGUUGGACAAGUUGUGAGUGUGUGUGUUGAGAAAGAGUGUGUGCCAGUUUCUGUCCGCAAAGAAAAUAUUUUAUUUUCCACAGGCUGCGUUUUGCUCUUCUGAAUGUCAGGAGGGAGCACCUCCUUGCUUUUUGUGCACAUGAUAUAAUAACAGGUAGAUUAUAUCUGAUCCACACAGAUAGUUUCCUUUUGGCAGGGCAGAUGAUUAAAUACAAGAUAAUGAUGCACCAGGCACACACACACGGUUGUUAACCUAAACCCACCAUUACUCACAGCUCCGAGCAUCGCUACUGUACGUAUCUACAACAUGUAAUGUGUUUAUGUCACUGUCACUGUUUACUUUGUGAUUUAGAAGAGUUUAAAAUGCAAAACAAGUGGAAGUUCACUGUGACAGGUAUGCUUUUAAUUUGAAAAUCAACAUCCCUUUUAUGUGAUGAUGACAGUUAUAUACAUAAACAAUGCAUAUUGAAAUAUCUAUUAGGGCAUGUAUUACUGUAUCAAACUUCAAAAAGACAAAAACAAAAUGGCUGCAGUGUGUAUAUGGCUGAUAGAGAAUAAAAGUCUACACAUGUA
Pseudoliparis swirei is the source of this 10713-nucleotide messenger RNA. RefSeq names its product ankyrin-3-like. The coding region runs from base 882 to 9026 and encodes 2714 amino acids. The transcript is spliced from 49 exons. The record is from RefSeq and is a predicted model, not a curated record. Gene Ontology annotation, cellular component: T-tubule. Gene Ontology annotation, biological process: signal transduction; regulation of cardiac muscle contraction; protein localization to T-tubule. Lineage: Eukaryota; Metazoa; Chordata; Actinopteri; Perciformes; Liparidae. Gene Ontology annotation, molecular function: protein binding.